Messenger RNA from Larimichthys crocea (large yellow croaker), 1937 nucleotides. RefSeq lists its product as hypothetical. The transcript has 9 exons. NCBI's taxonomy places the organism in Eukaryota, Metazoa, Chordata, Actinopteri, Sciaenidae. The record is from RefSeq and is a predicted model, not a curated record. Gene Ontology annotation, cellular component: membrane. Bases 365 to 1138 code for a protein of 257 amino acids.
AUUGUCGGGACAGUCCCCUCAGCAUCUCUUCACACUCAGCUGCAACUCUAAACUCGUUUAAAUAACUCAAAUAUAAUUCAGUGUCAGCCGUGUCACACUUUCAGACAGGUGCGGUGUUGAUGUGUGAUGUGAACAGGAGCUCAGCCUGAUGCGGCUCCGCAGUCGUGCAUGAGAACUGCAUCAGACAGCAAGUCUGCGAAACAAGUCUCAGCAUCAGUGUUACUGCUGCAGUGAAAUCCAGCCCCUGAACACACCCUGCUGCAGCCCGCAGAGCAGCCUCACGCACUGACAGCACACCAUCAGCUGGUAACACCUCCACGGAGCGAAGAAGGAGAAGAGACGGUGAGCACAGCUGAGUACCAGGAUGGCUCAGAAUGACAAAGACCCGAUGCUCCCGGUGGGGAAUCUCUCCCCGGGCCAGCUGCAGUCCCACCUUAAGAUGGAGCCCAAGACCCUGGGGGCGAUCCAGAUCGUUAUUGGGGCUUUGAUUCUUUGUCUGAGUGCCUCUGUGCUCCAGAUCCACGAGGUCCACUUUACGGGAGAUGUGGCCCUCUUCCUGAUCGUUGUCGUACAGGUGACUUUGUCUGGUUCGGUGUUGGUCCACAGUGCGAGGAAACCUACUCUGUUCUGGGUGAAAUGUGUCCUGGUUCUGCAUCUCAUCAGUGCUGCGUUCGCCACUGCCGCUCUGGGUCUGAUGUCCAAACACCUCCCCUACCGCCAGGACUCUUACCACUGCGAACACUGCCGCAGACUGGAGCUGCACGCCGUGCAACAUUGUUUCAGGAAAUGCACCGGGCUGAUCGAGCAAAAGUGUAAACUGUUGAUUGACGGGAUCCUGGGGACACUGGUGAUUUUCCUGGUGCUGGAGCUGUUGAUCUGUAUCACUGCGAUGCUGUUCGGACUCAGCGUCCUAGCUGCUGGUGGGACCCAGGCUCCCAGCCAUAGACCUGCCUAUCCACAGACUCGCCCUCCACCUGCUCCAGCCGUGCAGGCUGCUCCAGUUGCUACAGCCGCAGCUGAGCCAUCUCAGGUGGCUGUUGUUGUGACUGAACCAGAUUCAGAGCAGGUGGAGGAAAUCUCCACCCCGCCCACUGAACCACAGGUGGAGCCGAUAGAAAUUGAUACCACAGAACCGUGAUCUGAAACACACCCUGUGGUGUCAUGUCAUGUCAGUGACAGUGUAAACAUGGAUGUCAACUAGGAAAAAAACUAUUCGGUGGUCGUAAUUAGGACCCAGUUUUCUCCCAUUUGGCUGAAGGCAAGUUAAUAAAAUAAUAAUCAAACAUUAAAGUCUUACAUGACAACAAGUUGUCAUCCUGUCCAUUCACUUCUGGCAUGACAUGAACACAGCAUCAGUGUUCGCACUACAGUUAUGUUGUGGUUAUGAUAUGGAUCAGUUUUAUUGAUAAUGUCGAAUUCUUCAAAUACUAAAACCACAAGAAACGUUGUAUAGUCGGAGAAAGACGAGCGGAGUAAAGUAAAGUAAAGAUCUUAUAUUAGAGUAUGUAGGAUUUAAACACUUCACUAACAGUUUGUGCACAUUUUGUGUUAAUUAGAAAGUAACCUGGUACUAUUCAGCCUUUCAAAGGUGAAAAAACAUAUGUGACUGUUAUUGUCGAUGUUUGUUUUUUAAACUAACCUUUUACUUAUUUCUAUCUCUUUAAUCCAUUCCAGUAUUAAUUGACAUGGUAUUACAGCAGUCCAUCUACUAUCUAUCGUCCAUUUCAAACCUGUUAUCUUGAGAUUAAAGCUUAAAGCUCGAAGGCAGCAGAGGCCGAGGUAUUUUGGACUUUUGGACCUUAUAUUGGAUUCUACAUUUCCUAUAAUGCUAAUAACCUCAAUAGCAGCUUUGUUUUGAAUUCUUAGCCUUGUAAAUACAUUUGUAAGUGUCAUAUAACUACUGUAUAGUCCCCAAGCCCCAGGCCACAAUAAGAAGA